GCUUACGUGCACAAGAGCGUGAUGGAGGAGCUCAAGAGGAUCAUCGACGACAGCGAAAUCACGAAAGAAGAUGAUGCGCUGUGGCCUCCUCCCGACAGAGUGGGCCGGCAGGAGCUCGAAAUAGUAAUCGGUGACGAGCACAUCUCUUUCACCACGUCAAAAAUCGGUUCUCUCAUUGAUGUAAACCAGUCCAAGGAUCCAGAAGGCUUGAGAGUAUUCUACUACCUGGUCCAGGACCUUAAGUGUCUAGUCUUCAGUCUUAUUGGACUACACUUCAAGAUUAAGCCAAUUUAAAUCAAGCAAACUGAAGUUUGCAUCACAGUGUCUGUAGGGGGGGGGGAAGGGGGGAAAGAUGCUGUUUCAACUCCUUACUAUUUCUGGCCUGAAGCUUUUAUGUAUGUUAGAAAUUUUUUUUACAAACUGUCAGUGACUGUCUUAAUAAACUGGUGAGAUCUGUUUUUUUAAUUU
Merops nubicus (carmine bee-eater) is the source of this 468-nucleotide messenger RNA. RefSeq names its product protein mago nashi homolog. Gene Ontology annotation, cellular component: catalytic step 2 spliceosome; nucleus; exon-exon junction complex. The annotation marks the transcript as partial. The transcript has 3 exons. Gene Ontology annotation, biological process: RNA splicing. Lineage: Eukaryota; Metazoa; Chordata; Aves; Coraciiformes; Meropidae. The record is from RefSeq and is a predicted model, not a curated record.